This is a messenger RNA of Branchiostoma floridae (Florida lancelet), 2948 nucleotides long. Its product is annotated as haloacid dehalogenase-like hydrolase domain-containing protein 2. Bases 116 to 925 code for a protein of 269 amino acids. Gene Ontology annotation, molecular function: phosphatase activity. The transcript has 8 exons. The record is from RefSeq and is a predicted model, not a curated record. Gene Ontology annotation, biological process: dephosphorylation. Lineage: Eukaryota; Metazoa; Chordata; Leptocardii; Amphioxiformes; Branchiostomatidae.
UACUUGGAUUAGCUGUUCAGCUGCCCUCUUUAACCUUUGACCUGUAACCUCUUUAGUACUUUUCGCGCGACAUUUGUGCUGGAGUCACUUACUGUUUAUCUUCACUAAACUAUUCAUGUUAACCAGAGCCAGGUGCCUGAUGACCACUACAGGUAGGCUCAGUGCGGUGUUGGUGGAUUUGAGCGGGACUCUCCAUGUGGAAGACACGGUCAUACCCGGGGCUGUGGAGGCCCUCAGGAGACUCAGGCAGUGUCCUCUGAAGGUCAAGUUUGUCACCAACACAACAAAGGAGUCCAAGCAAAUGCUGGUGGACAGAUUGCAGAAGCUGGGAUUUGAUGUCCAACCAGAGGAGGUCUUCACUUCUUUAACUGCAGCAAGAAACUUAGUAGAAGAGCUGAAGGUGCGGCCCAUGUUGUUUGUACAGGAUUCAGCACUACCAGACUUUGAAGGUAUUGAUACUACCAACCCCAAUGCUGUAGUAAUUGGAUUGGCACCGGACAAGUUUAACUACAGACCUCUCAAUGAUGCUUUCAGACUCCUGCUAGAGGGAGCACCACUUAUAGCUAUCCACAAGGCCAGAUACUACAAGAAGAGUGACGGCUUGUCUUUAGGACCUGGGCCGUUUGUUACUGGGCUGGAGUACGCUACUGAUGUCACAGCGACAGUUGUGGGGAAACCAGAGACAACAUUUUUCAGAGAGGCAGUGAAAACUUUAGGUUGUGCUCCAGAGGAUGCACUGAUGAUUGGUGAUGACGUUCGAGAUGAUGUUGGUGGUGCACAGGUAGCUGGUAUGGCAGGGAUCCUCGUCAAAACUGGUAAAUACAGACCAGGAGAUGAAGAGAAGAUCAACCCCCCUCCCACCACAGUGUGUGACAGUUUCUCAGAGGCGGUAUACUACAUUUGCAACAAAAUACUAAAAACUUGAAAAUAUAAUAAAUCUGAAAACAUGUGUGUUGCAUGUCGUUUGAAAACCUUUCCAACCACACCGAGUUAAAUGUCAAAUUGCCAGAAAGCCAUAUGAAGUGAUGAUAUCUCUUUACAUAAAUAUGUGGGUGCAUGUGUUAAAGUAUUAUUUCAUAUGAUGUGAAAAGAUAUUGUAUUAGUAGUCCACUGUGUGACCUAGAGAUAUUGUAUUACUCUGCAAAAUUUUGAAUCUUAAAUGGCGGUGAUUUUAUUUUAGUGGCAACAACAAAUAUUAUAAGCAAUAGUUAUGUAAUCCCAUUGACAAUAAAAAGGGUUUCCCUUAUAUAAUGGGGCAAGUUAUCAUAUUAGUCUAGAUGAUUAAGAUUGUAAAUGACAACCUUAGCGCUUUUACCUUAUUGGUGUCAAGUUGUGUUUAGGAAAGUUGUGCCUUGAGGGCAUGUCAUUCUUUGAAGAUAUCGAUGGAAUAAAUAAUGAUAACACACACACAGAAUUAAAAUUACAGAGUCAAUGGAAAUAGAAGUUUGCAUGAGGAGAUUUGUAGAUGAAAAUAUUGUGUAUAGACGAAACAUGUCCCGUGCAUGAUUAAACUGUGUGUGGUGUCGUGCAUGGACACACGUACACACACUAAUACAGUACAUGUACACACAAGCACGAAGCCCCGUGAUUAAAGAUGUACAGUCCUGUUGUACCCUUCAUUUAGCUGACUCUUAUCCUAUGGAUAUAGAAACGCAUACAUUUUGUAAUCAUUGGAAUCUUAUUUUGUAGUCAUUAACAUCUUAUCUAAUCUGAUUCACAGUCUAGAAAAUUCGAAGUGGCAGCCAUAACAUAUCUAAUCUGGUAAGGUGGCAUCUAAUCAUUUCCAAGGGAUGUCUAGGGCCUGGAGAAAUUACAUUGCAAUAAUUAGGUGUCAGACGGAAUAUUACAGUUGUUGAAGUUAUCAGACAUGAUGUAGCGAUAUGUUAGCUUUUAAGAUAUUCCAUUAAAGAUUGGGUAUAAAUCAUUCCAGACAAUUUCUAUGGAAUUCUUCCUGCUGUUAGCCCUUGCAAAAUGCAAGAAUUGUUGUCUGGCAUAUUUACCGCGUACUGACGCAGCAUUGAUGAUAUUGUUACACUUGCUGCUGAUGAGACGAAUUCAUUUGGUGGAUAUAUUACGUUCUUAAUGCAAGUCAUGUUCGUGGCUUAUGUUCCGUUAUGACCUCAGAAUCCUCUCCCAGGUUACGGAUAGCGUCUUUAUACCUACAUUUUGUUGGUAAUUUGCACGAACGUGCUGGCAAAAUGGAAGAGCUGGAGGCGUGCAGUAGAUAGAAAUGUUAGAGACAUUGCAAUCCCUCCGAAUAUGCGACCACAAUGCUGGGUGUAUAAGAGCUACGAUAGAAUCAAAUUGAAAUAGUGAAAAAUGUUGGGGCAUUGACCGAACUUCCAUUUAUUUAAUACAUCUCUUUCCUAUCUGCCAUGAAAGAUGUAACGUAAAAUGGACAAAAUGUCCAUUAAGAUGAAAGAGCGAUCUAUUUGAAACUGCUAUGUAAAGGCUUCGAUAGAUGCCGUGCGUUAAGAAUGAUACAUGGAUAACGUUACGGCCAGUGGCCGAAUUUUCAGUUAUUUUGAACCUUUCAUGAUUCACUGUUAAUGUUACAAAAGCAAUCAUGUAAAAUAUCUAUAGAUGAUAAAACUAUUUGUUACCUUCGCAUAGAAGAAACGAUAGAGGCUAUACGUUAGGAAUAAAACAUGGAAAACUUAAGGGCAUUGAUAUUUCUUCUGAACUUUUUGUUAACAUACCAUACCAAGAAAAUAAAUGUAAAAGAAAAAUGUCCAUACGUGAUAAAAAUCCAGUCUGUUUCUAUUCUGCAGUUAGAACGUUACAAUAGCAUAGUAUGCAUUGCACAACAAAGUUGCGCAUUUUAAAAACCGCAGCAUUUAUUUACGGGUGUCUCCCUUUUCUGCUGUUUGGAGUAGUCCGUACAUGCAUGUAUGUAACAGUGUCGGCAAUACCAAGGCAAAAAGAGACCAUACAAGGCAAUAAAACAA